UCUCCCCGGCUGUAAAUAACAGCUGGUAAUUUAUUGCUUUUCUAAAUAAUUGCAUUGCAUUGCGCACAAAUCGAAUCACAGAAUCACAGAAUCACAGAAAUCAAGAGCUACCAUGACGGAUGAGACACAAAUUCCAGAACAAAUAUUAAAUAAUAAAAAUAAACACAGUGUACGAUGUAAUUAUUGUUAUUCAUUAAUACUGAAACCACAAUUUGGAGAGUAUGUUGAGCAUGAGUUCGAAAUGCCGCUGAUGCAGCAAAAACAUCGGAAAGACACUGAAAUUAUUGAAACGGAGGUACUCAAAAACUUCUGGUGUAUUGAUGAUAUAUUCACCUUCGAGAAUAUUGGCUUCUCCAAUACUGUGGACAACCGUAAAUUCUUGAUAUGUGCCGACUGUGAGAUGGGACCGGUGGGUUAUCACGAAAUAGCAAAUAAAAAAUGUUAUAUAGCAUUGAAACGUGUUAGACAUGGCAGUGAACCAGACGCCGUAAUGGAGCCAGUAACCGAUGAGGAAGAGAAUGAUGUAUAGAAAAACGAAUGUGCAUAUGUACGUACGACCGUACAUGUGUUUAUAGAUGUAACAUAAAUAUUUGCCAUUUGGGGAGCAACCAAAGACAGUGUAUGUAUAAAAAUUAUAAACAUACCUGUGCUGCUACCAUUGAUUUUAUUCCAUAUUUUUAUGUAGCAUUUUGUUUAAAUAGCAAAAAGUAAAAACAAUUCUGUAUAAAAUGAAUAAUUUCGUAUGUACAUUAAAAAGAAUAAGUAUUUAUAUAAUUUUGUAUGUACUAAAAAUUGUAACAAUUAAAUUUUACGCAUGAAUCCACAAAAAUAAAAAAGAGAAAUUACUAUAAAUUAAAUGAAAAAGUGUUUAUACUAAGGAUUCGUAGGUGGAAAAGGCCUAAAACUUGCUCGGGCAGCGGAAAAGUUUUCAGCUACCUACUAUAGUUAAAUUUAAAUUGUAUGUAUAUAAAUUGGUUGACGAAUAUGCCAAAGAUUUAAAAAUCUGUUACCCAAACGUCUGAAAUUUAUAAUUUGAAUUAUCUUUCAUAUGAAAUUAUACGAUUUUUUGUAUAGCGAUAUUAACAGUUUUCGCACAUAAAGUUUUUUUAACUAUGUAUGUCCGAUUUAUUCCUAUUUAAUUCACACACAGGAGAGUGCACGAAGCCCAUCCUGUGAAAACGAAGUUUUGUUCCAUAAAAGUAUUGCACCCCAGUUCUUAAAUUGUUUAUUAGUAAUAUACAAUUUCAAUAGUUUUAUUUUAAUUGUUAUUUAAUUUAGUUUAUAUAACUUAAAUAAAUUAAAAACAAUUGAGUAAAAAUAAACACAUAAAGAAAAUGCUA
Bactrocera neohumeralis is the source of this 1340-nucleotide messenger RNA. RefSeq names its product guanine nucleotide exchange factor MSS4 homolog (gene strat). NCBI's taxonomy places the organism in Eukaryota, Metazoa, Arthropoda, Insecta, Diptera, Tephritidae. Bases 113 to 529 code for a protein of 138 amino acids. The record is from RefSeq and is a predicted model, not a curated record. The transcript has 2 exons. Gene Ontology annotation, cellular component: cytosol; membrane. Gene Ontology annotation, biological process: post-Golgi vesicle-mediated transport; small GTPase-mediated signal transduction. Gene Ontology annotation, molecular function: zinc ion binding; guanyl-nucleotide exchange factor activity.